AGCAGUGAAAUGACGUCUUUAAGUUUGUAGACAAUAAAUAAUAUAAAUUUAAUUUGUAAAACUCAUAAAAAUGUGAUAAAUUUGUUUGAAAGUUCUCUAUCGCCUUUGCCACAUAACUAUUAUACUAUUACUCUUUCAAAAUAUUAUUUUCUUUUAAUUGAGGUUAGGUCACGUCUGUGCUCUAUUUACCUAUAUAUUUUUUAUGAUCUUUUGCAAUAUUUAUCGAAAAGAUGUCUACGCAAGAGAAUUUGGAAGAAAGAAUUGAAAGGAUUAGAAAAAGAAAUGAAGAACUGCAAAAGAAACAUGCGGAAGCUGAAGCUGACAAACAAAGAGCUAAAAAAGAAAAUGCCAUGGUUCAAACGAAACCAACGAAUUAUGAUGACUGGCCAAGAGAGCAUAAGUAUGACAAUGUUGACUUCACAUUUGACAAAAAUGAAGACAUUCAUAUGAUUAAUGACGAGAUUAGGGAUAGAAAGAGGGAAAAACACAAUAAAUCUCAAUUUGCUGAAGGCGAUGGGCCUCCACCAGACCCUUCUUAUAGCUUUCUCAAAGAUGCUGAUCGUGACUACAACCAUAUUGAACAGAUUCACAAUAAAACAAAUGCGAGUAAAAAAAGUCAACAUUCAAAUCCUCGUAACCAGCGAGGUAAUCAAGAACGCAACAGUUUCUCUGAUAAUUCUCGUGGAAAACAUAGGAAAGAUUUCAUUCACAACAAUUCUCAACCUGCAUAUGAUGCUUGGCGUUGUGAAAGAAAUAAAAUUGAUGAAGCCAGAAUUAACAGGCAGAAGAAUUCAGAAGGCAAAUGGAGAAGAGAAUGGGAUAUUGAGAAAAUUAAUAAUGAUGGUCCUAAAGAAAUAUUUAAUACACAUAAACCAGAGAAAUAUACUAUUGGUGAUGCUUUGAUAACUGGGACUAAAAAAACUAUUAUGGCACAUCCUAAUAUGGAUAAAAGUAAAGAUUUCAAUCGUGCUAGACCUAAUAUUACGGUCUCCUUAGAUCGAUCAGGAGAAGUUCAGAGUGUCAAGGUUUCCUCUCCGCCUGCAAUUGGAUCAGGUCGUGUAGGUCCCAGGCAAGUUAAAACCAGGCCAGCCUUUCCUGAUGAAAUGAUUGAUAAUAAGAAAAAUGAUUCAAAUGACAGGUAUAAAUCAAUCCCAGAACGAGAAAACUUUCAGAAUAAAAGAAAAGAUAGAAUUAAAUCUCCAAAUGCUGAUGGUCAAGUUAAUGCUGGAAGUGGUGUUCAAGAUCGUUUAAACAAAUAUAAAAAACAUAAUAAUUUCUCAGAAAUAUCGAAAGAAAUUAAAAGUGUUACUCAGGAGAUUCAAGGUAUUUGUACUAGCGUUGAGAACUUAAAUAUGAAGCAUGUCGAUUCGAAUCAAAGUGACUCUAACUUAGAUGAAAAGAUUAUUGACAAUAUAUUAAAUAUUAACACAAAAAAGGAAAUGGCUGAUGAUUUUUGUUUAAGUACAGAUCUUAUUAUAGGAACAAAAGAUACUACACAAACUUUUCAAAAUAAAGAAAAUGAUUUAGCAUGUGAUUUUGUUAACAUGGCAACAUCUGAUAUUGAAAAGUUUAUUGAAAAAGAGGUUGAAAAGAAUAAUAUAUAUCUUCAAAAUACUAUUGUAGGAAAUAAUCAUGAUUUAUCAGAAGAGAAACAAAUUUCAGAAAAUUCAAAUAUGGAAUUAAAUAGCAGCAAUUCACUUAAUGGUAGUAUUUUGGAUGAAGAGCAAUUAGUAAUGGAUAAACCUGAAGAAGAAAUAACUUCUGAGGAUGCAUUAGAUAGCCAGACACAUUCUUCUGAUACUAAUGUGAAUGAGAAGGAGUUACCAGCAGAAAAUAAUUUAAAAAUUGAUAGUAAUAUUGAUAUCAAUGGAAUUAAUGAACUAUCAACAUCUAAAGCGGAUAUUGAUGGUCAAAAUAAAGAAACUAGCUAUACUAGUAAUCCAGGUAUGAACCAUGAUAUUGUAAGCGAGAAAAUUGAGUUGAAAAUUGACAUUGGUGAUACAAAAAAUAAUAUUGAAGAAGAUCAUACCAAUGACAUCGUUGGUAAGCAGCAAAUUUUGGAUCAUACAGAUUCUCUGAUUCAGUUUUUGUCAUUUAUGUGAAAGAUUUAUUUGGUGUGGUAUUAUAUUAAAAGUAUAUUUAAUAU
Messenger RNA from Ctenocephalides felis (cat flea), 2146 nucleotides. RefSeq lists its product as uncharacterized. NCBI's taxonomy places the organism in Eukaryota, Metazoa, Arthropoda, Insecta, Siphonaptera, Pulicidae. Bases 231 to 2102 code for a protein of 623 amino acids. The transcript is spliced from 4 exons. The record is from RefSeq and is a predicted model, not a curated record.